This is a messenger RNA of Cydia amplana, 7201 nucleotides long. RefSeq names its product protein crumbs (gene crb). Lineage: Eukaryota; Metazoa; Arthropoda; Insecta; Lepidoptera; Tortricidae. The transcript has 47 exons. The record is from RefSeq and is a predicted model, not a curated record. Gene Ontology annotation, molecular function: calcium ion binding. Bases 183 to 7121 code for a protein of 2312 amino acids.
ACGUCGGAGGAUGACGUAGCGUCGCCGGACAAAACUUAGAAAAUAUUUGUGGUUCACGUACUUUUUCGUGUUACCAAGUAAAAGUUGAGUUGUGUUUGUGAACUUCAAUAUGUAUUAGUGAAUCAGAUGUGUCCGAAUUGGCGUAGUGUUUAAGUUACUUUCUGUUUUGUUUGUUAUUUACGAUGAAGUUGGACUCUGGAGUUGGUAGGCGGCGCGGCCGCAGCCUGCUCGGCAGCCUCGCAGGAUUCAGCCUCCUGUUAUGGGUAGCUCAGGCCGCGACCCCGCUCGGCCCCUCCGAGAGGCCCGAGGCCUAUUUCAACGGCAGCUCCUACAUACGACUCUCGAGGCCUAUAUCUCUCAAGCAACUCGUCGGCCUCAACUUUCGGACUUGUGUCGGAGGCGAGCUGUUCUCCCAACGUUUCGCCGGCUACACUCUGCACGUGACCGCCCUCCUGAAGCAGGUGGUGGUGUCCUGGGUCCGGCCUGGACAGCAGCAGCGCGAGCAGGCCAUGAACCGGAGCACCCUGGACAACAAGUGGCACUGGGUGGCUCUCAACUACCAGGCGAACCCGCCGUCGCUGCAUCUCGAGGUCGACAGGGAGUCCAAGGUGAUAUCCAAUCGCACGCUGAACCCGUCGCUGCUGUCCCCCGGCAACCUGCAGGCGGACGGCGCCGAGGUGCUGGUCGGCAACGUGUUCGUCGGCUGCAUACACGAGGGGCCGCAGCUCGAGUUCCACGCCAGCGCCCAGCUGAGGAACGUGGAGUUUGGGGAGUGCCCCCUUACCAACAACUGCACCGUGCGACAAGAAGACGUGCAACAGCAUCUGCCCCGGGACCGCUGCUACAACGAGCCCUGCAUGCGGCACGGGACCUGUAUAUCCAGGCUUGACAAUUACGAGUGUAUCUGCUCAGCGCGGUACACCGGCAAGAACUGCGAGGUGGACACGGGGGACCCCUGCGCCUCGGGCCCCUGCCAGCACGCGGGCCGGUGCGUCGAGGACGCGCGCGGCGACUACCAGUGCGUGUGCGACCCAAGGUACCACGGAGUGCACUGCGAGUUGGAGGUGUCGGAGGACCCGCUGUGCGUGGCCGGCCCGUGCCGCAACAACGGCAGCUGCAGCGUGCCGCCCACCGCCGACACCUACGUCUGCUCCUGCCCCCCUGGAUACACCGGCCGGAACUGCGAAACCGAUGUGGACGAGUGCGCCUCCUCGGGCGCCAGCGUGGCCUGCCUCAACGGAGGCCGGUGCGUCGACGCGGUCAACAACUUCACCUGCGACUGCGCCGGUACCGGUUACACAGGGCCCCGCUGCGAGUCCAACGUUAACGAGUGUCUCGAGGAGCGGGAUAUAUGCGGCCACAAUGGGCUGUGUUACGACACGUACGGCGGAUUCGUGUGCGUGUGCCAGCCGGGGUACACGGGCGAGCGCUGCCACAGGAUGACCCCGUCGCCCUGCACGUCCAACCCUUGCGGCGCCGGCGGCGAGUGCAUCGAGGACGGCCCUGUGGACUUCCACUGCAAGUGCCGCCGCGGCUGGGCGCCGCCGCUCUGCGCCACCCCGAUACCGGCCAGCUGCGAUGUCACGUGUCCGCCGCGCUCGCACUGCAAGGAGACCGGUGUGCCGGCGAUGGUUACCGGUGUAAUGAUACAGAAGCAAGUGAUGUGCGUUUGCGACUUAGGAUACUACGGUGCCCCAGGGUUGUCACCUAACUGCACGACCCUCGAGCUCGCCUGCGAGUCAGGGGUGUGCCAAAACGGCGCCACCUGCAGCCUCGGCACCGACCAUUUCAACUGCACCUGCGCACCUGGAUACAAAGGGGCCUAUUGCGAGUUGGCCGCUGCGAAGGCCCUCUCGGACCUGAAGGCGGCCCCGGAGCGGUGUUCGGCGCAACCCUGCGCUCACGCAGAUACGUGCCAGGACACGCCGAUGGGCUUCCGCUGCUCCUGCCUGCAGGGCUGGUCGGGCGUGCGCUGCGACGUGCCCGACACGUGCUCGCCCCCGUGCCUGAACGGCGGCGUCUGCGAGGACGGGGCGUGCACGUGCCACGUGGGGUACGAGGGCGCGGCGUGCGAGCUGGCCGACUGCAGGGCGGCGGGCUGUCCGCACCAACAGGAAUGCGUCGAGCAAAAUGAUACGUGGCGUUGUAUCACACCAGUGGACCAAUCAGCGUGCGCCCCUCACCCGUGCAACAACGGUACCUGCAUGCCAUUGGACGGCGGCGGCUUCGUGUGCCAGUGCGGCGCCGGCACCAAUGGUGAGUGUCGCAUCACACUAGUGGACCAAUCAGCGUGCGCCCCUCACCCGUGCAACAACGGUACCUGCAUGCCAUUGGACAGCGGCGGCUUCGUGUGCCAGUGCGGCGCCGGCACCAAUGGUGAGUGUCGCAUCACACUAGUGGACCAAUCAGCGUGCGCCCCUCACCCGUGCAACAACGGUACCUGCAUGCCAUUGGACAGCGGCGGCUUCGUGUGCCAGUGCGGCGCCGGCACCAAUGGCAAGUUCUGCGAUGUGGACAUCGACGAGUGCGCGGUCAAGCCGAAGAUAUGCAACAACGGGGUGUGCGUCAACUCGCCUGGUUCCUACCAGUGCUACUGCAGGCCAGGGUACACAGGUGAAAGCUGCGAGCAAGAUAUUAAUGAGUGCCUAUCCGCGCCGUGUAAAAACGGGGGCGUGUGUCUCGAUCUGGAGAACAACUUCGAGUGCACGUGCAAGGAGGGGUACAAAGGCAAAGACUGCUCAAUAGACAUCAACGAGUGCGAGUCUUCGCCUUGCGCAGAAGGCUCCACUUGCGUGGACGGCGUGGCCAGCUACUCGUGCGUGUGCCAGGACGGCCUCACCGGCCCGACUUGCGACGUCAACAUUGAUGACUGCGAAUCCCAACCGUGUGAGCACGGCGGGCGCUGCAUCGACGGCCUAAACACAUACACCUGCGACUGCAGCAACACGGGCUACGCGGGCGUCCACUGCGCGGUCAACAUCGACGAGUGCGCCUCGCAGCCGUGCGAGAACGGCGCCACCUGCCGCGACCUGGUCUCAGACUACCGCUGCGAGUGCCACCAGGGGUACACGGGCAAAAACUGUGACGUGGACAUCCAAGAAUGCGCAAGCAAUCCGUGCAAGUACGACGGCAUAUGCGUGGAGCACAGCAACACCAGCCUUUACCAGCCGGCAGACGGGCCCCCCGUACAACUGGGCCCGCAACCGCAUAUGGUGCUACCGGAUGUGUUCUACAGGCCAUUCUCCCCUGAAAACGCUCACGGCUACGAAUGCAUAUGCGUGUUCGGCACGACGGGGUCCCGCUGCGAGGUGAACAUCGACGAGUGCGCGGCGAGCCCGUGCCGGCACGGCAAGUGCGUGGACGGGGUGGGCGGGUACACGUGCGAGUGCCUGCCCGGGUACGAGGGCGAGCACUGCGAGGUCGACAUCAACGAGUGCAACAUAUACGACCCUUGCGGCAUCCACGGGCGCUGCUACGACGGACGGGCGACCUACUACUGCGCCUGCGACCCCGGCUGGGGCGGACGCAACUGCUCAGUCAUUCUAGAAGGCUGCCGCCAACAGCCGUGCCGUAACAAUGGAACCUGCCUACCGUGGCUGCGACACGAAACUGAACACCGCUUCAACUGCAGCUGCACGCCGGGCCAUCACGGGCGCACCUGCGAGAAGAUCACAACCAUGUCCCUGGAAAAGCGCAGCUACGCCGAAAUCAACACGACCCGCGAGGAGGGCUACGACAUCUCGUUCCGCUUCAAGACCACCCUGGGCAACGGGCUGCUGGCCAUGGGCCGGGGGCUCACCUACUUCUUCCUGGAGCUGUCCAACGGGAGGCUGAACCUCCACUCCUCGCUGCUCAACAAGUGGGAGGGGGUGUUUAUUGGCUCCAACCUGAAUGACAGCAACUGGCAGAAGGUGUUCGUGACAAUCAACUCCUCGCACCUGGUGCUCGCCGCCAACGAGGAGCAGACCAUCUACCCGAUCAGCCAGAACGAGGCCUACAACUCCUCAGUGACGUCCUUCCCGACCACCCGUCUCGGCACCGCCGGCUCCUCGUACGCCACCGUGACGCACGGACCGAACUUCUUCGUGGGGUGCUUCCAGGAUGUUGUCGUCAACAACCAGUGGGUGCUCCCCGCGGACUCUAACGCCACCGCCGCGGAGCCGGAGCCGGAGGAGCCGGAGCCGGCGGUGCGCGCGCAGCUGCACGGCGUGCUCGCCUCGUGCCCGCGCAAGGAGCAGUGCUCGCCCAACCCGUGCCGCUCGGGCGCCUGCGAGGACGCCUGGAGCUCCUUCGUGUGCACGUGCCCGAGGCCGCACCUCGGCGACACGUGCCAGUACAAUUACACCGCGGCGACUUUCGGUCAGGAGUCCGCGACGCCCCACUCCGUGGUGACGGUGGCGGUGCGCGAGGUGGCGCGCCGGGCGGUGCACGCCGCGCUCGACAUAUCCAUGUUCAUACGAACCCGCAAGCCCACCGGGCAGAUAUUCUACCUGGGCUCCAUGCCGAGGUACGGCCAGACUGAGGAGACGCUGGUCGGAGCGUCGCUCAAGGGCGGCGAGUUGCUGGUGCACCUGCGCUUCAACCAGACCCCGGAGGACUACACGGUGGGCGGCACCAGGCUCGACAACGGGAACCUGCAUCUUAUACAGGUUGUGAGAAACUCAACGUUGGUGCAGGUGAAACUGAACGGGACGGAAUACUUCAGAAAAUCCAUCUCGGCCGCGAAACAACUGGACGCUCAGGUGCUGUACCUGGGCGGGCCGCCGCCGCCGCCCGCGGCGAGCACGCCCGCCCCCUCCCCCUCCCCCGCGCCCGCCCCCGCCGAGCCCCUCCCCACGCCCGCCACCCCGCGGGUGCCCACCGACGCGGACUACUUUAAAGGCGUCAUACAGGACGUCCAGAUCUCGAACGGCGUGAACGUGACGAUAGUGGAGUUCUUCCCGCUCCGCGUGGCCGGCCUCCGCCUGCCGCUGUCCUUCGGCGACGUGACGCUCGACCCGGCCGGCGUGCUGCCCGGCGAGGUGACCGACGACGCGUGCGCCUCCAGCCCGUGCCUGCACAACGCCACCUGCAGCGUCACGUGGAACGACUACACGUGCUCGUGCCCCCGCGGCUACAAGGGCAAGCAGUGCGCCGAGGUGGAGUUCUGCCAGCUGCAGGCGUGCCCGCUCAACUCGCACUGCCGGAACCUCGACGGGGGCUACGAAUGCAUAUCCAACGCGACGUUCGACGGCGUGAACACGACGCUGGGCUACCGUCUGCGGCGGCCGCGCUCGCUGCACGGGGGCGCCGCCGUGCCGCCGCCCACCUCCGUCACCAUAACAUACAGGACGAAACUCGGCGGCACCCUGUUCAGAGCGGAGAGCGUCGCCGGGCCGGACUCGUGGUUCACGGUCGGCGUGUACAAGGAGCAGGCGUCUCUGGAGUGGCGGCUCGGCGGGGCCUGGCCGGAGAAGAGGUCCAUACGGCGCUCCCUCCAGACGCACUCGCAGUGGAGCGUGCUCAAGAUUGCCGUAGCGAGAGACAUGCUCACUGCGGCAUUUGUAGACCCGACCGGGCACGACGAGAUCACCACGACGUCGCCGAUAGACCAGGCGGCCUGGCAGCUGCUGCUGACCGACGGGCAGAUCUACCUCGGCGGCUCGGCGCCGCAGGAACACACGCUGCAGCCCACGGUGGAAACGUCCACGGAACAAAACGUGUUCGAGUACACGGAGGGAGACGGGUUCACGACGGAUAACGACGCCGGCAAAUACUUCAAGGGCUGCAUGGGCGCCGUGUACGUGGGCGCGCUGCUGCUGCCGUUCUUCACCGACGAGGAGCUGUUUGUCGGCUCGGCGGCCGCCAAGCUCGACGCGCACCCACACUACGAACUCAUAAGCGGCAGGCCGUGGGGCACCGCCGACGGCGGCACCACGAUCGGCUGCGUGCUGUGCCUCGAGCAGGACUGCGCCCGAGGCGGCCGCUGCGAGGACGUGCGCUCCUCGUACGCGUGCGCGUGUCCCGCAGGUUACUCCGGUGACUACUGCGAGACCGAUAUAAACGAGUGCUUGCAUAACAAAUGCCAGAACGGAGCAACGUGUCGGGAUCUCGUGGCCAACUACACCUGCGAAUGCCCUCAAGGAUUUACCGGACAAUUCUGCGAAACGGACAUCGACGAGUGCGCGUCCACACCGUGCGAGCACGGCGGCACGUGCACGGACACGCCGGGCGGCUUCGUGUGCACGUGCGCGAGCGAGUGGCGCGGCGACCGCUGCGAGACGCCGCGCGAGCGCACGUGCGCGCACCAGCCGUGCCAGCACGGCGCCACGUGCAGGGACGUGCCAGACGCACCGCGCGGCAACAACUACACGUGCACGUGCUCCAGCGGCUGGGUGGGCGUGCACUGCGAGCGCGCGUUCUGCGAGCUGCAGCCGUGCGAGCACGGAGCCUGCGUCACCGACGGGGAGGUACCGGCCUGCGCGUGCGACCCCGGCUUCACGGGCGUGCACUGCGAGACGGAGAGGGACGAGUGCGCGGAGGGGGGCGCGCAGCGCUGCCUGCACGGCGGCACGUGCCGGCACACGCGAGGCGGGUUCCUGUGUGUCUGCCCGCCAGCGUGGACAGGCCUCCACUGCGAGGCCGACGUGAACGAGUGCGACAAGGACAGCGUGAGCUGCGGCCCCACGGGCACGUGCGUCAACCUACCCGGCUCCUACAUAUGUCAAUGCGAGCGCGGCAAAUGCGGCCACGAGUGCGCCCUGGCCGACCCGUGCUACCCGGCGGGCAACGACACGGGUCCCUGCGAGCACGGCGGCGGCUGCACGCAGCGCUGCAGCGACGUGGUCGACCACACCUGCGAGUGCAUCGACGGCUGGGCCGGCAAGAACUGCUCGCAGCAGAGCGUCGCAUCUGAAUCGGAAGGCAGCGACUCGACGUCGUCGACGGUGCUGAUCGCGGUGGGGUGCGCGCUGCUGGCGGCCGCGCUGGCCGCGCUCGCGCUCGGCGCGCUCUGCGCACAGGCGCGGCGCAAGCGCGCCACCAGGGGCACCUACAGCCCGUCGGGCCAGGAGUACUGCAACCCGAGGGCGGAGAUGAUGCACCACGCGCUCAAACCGCCCCCAGAGGAACGGCUCAUAUAAACGUCCGAGCCCCGAGCGGUGUCCGCUCGCCACACAAACGCCAAGUACCUGUGCGGGGUGUUACUCCGCGACCCGGCAUC